AUGUACCGGUUACGGAACACCUUCACCCGGUCCCGGACACCAACGGCGGAUGAACUGAAGACCCAGAGCAGCCUGGAGGUACCGAAGCAGAUCCGUUCGGCAUCGUUCGACGAGAUACAGCUCGAAGCGCAACGGUCCCACGGGAAGGGAAGCAAUCAGCUACUGUUGCCACCGGUGUCGGCGGAUGAGAGGCAGCCAUCGCGGAGCCUUCUACACGUGCCCCAGCUAGGCCCGGGACCGUCGAGUGGCCAGCGGUCACGCAGCUUCGAUCUGACCGGCUCGUCCGAGGCUGGUGAUGGCGGUGCCACGGUGGUGUCCGCGUUCCUUGACGUGCCGAAGCGCUUCCAGCGCCGCCGAUCCAGCCAGAAGGUGCCGCCAGUCCUGUGCGUACACUGCAUGUACCUGGAGGAGUACCUCCAGAUGCGCCACCAUACGGACACGGCGACCCCGGACGAGACGUUGCAGCUCAGCACCGGCCACAACUGGCGGGACUGGGUAGCGGGUGAAGACGAUGACGACGACGACGGAGGCGGGGGCGGCGGCAACGACGAGGCAGUGGAUGACGAAGAGGAGGUAGAGGGAGAGGAAGCAGAGGGAGAGGAUGACGGCGAGGAUGAUGGCGAGGACGACGACGACGACGAGCGAUAUCUGAUGGGCGCUCCGGUGCCUCAGUGCGGUGACUGGGAGGAUGACGAGGAGGAUGAGGACGAUGAAGACGGGGAGGACGGGUCGGCUCGGAGCACCUACCGUCGGCACACCGCGUCCGAACUGUACCACACCGAGCACUCCGGAACGUCCUCGGUUCAGCUCAGCGACUACGCCAGGCUGUUUCCUCGCGUCUCCCAACGCAGCGUUCAGCUAUCGGUGGACACGGCGGCGGGUGAGGAAGGCGCUGAGGUGGUGGUGGUACCGGCAACACCCUGUGCCAUUACCGUCACCCUGCCCCCAGCACAGCCCGCUGAGCUCGGUGAAGCCUCGGUGCUAAGUGGGUCAGCAUCGCAGGAUGAUGCUGGAGUCCCCGAGACGACGGAGGCCUCGGACGAAGCUUCAUCGCAGGCCAACCGCACUCGUCGUCGGUCGAUCACCCGCCAGGAAGCGAUCGUCAUCGAGACGGAGGGGACGCAAGGUCCCCCCGUGAUCACCACUAGCGAGGAUCACCCCCGGGGAGCCACCGGCAGCGAGGAUAACUCAGCCGUUUCGCCUGACAGCGACAGAUCCCGGCCCCGACGGCCAGUUCCGCCUCCGCCGCCGCUACCCCCGUCACGGCCACUGCCCCCGCCACCUCCAUCAUCGCCCCCACCCCUCCCGGAUGUCUGCGUUUGCGGGAGUGAAGGAGUGGAGGUCCCCGCAGCAGAUCCGGAGCCGGCGGACGCGGUGCAUAACAUCUAUCUGCAGGUCCCGGACCUGCGACGGGAUCGUGCCGCGUCCGUCGACUCGUGCUUCGCGAAGGUUAAGAGCGCCAAAACGGAGGAACUGCAGUCACCGAACGGGGACCUCACGCUGCUCACGGUGACUGGGGCGGCCAGCGGGAUCCGUUCCCGUUCGGUGGACAUUGUGCUGCCGACGAAGGAGCAAGCCCGCUACAAGGCACUCGCCCUGACGGACGCGAACGCGACCGGAGGUCCCACAGGGCCGGGGGGCACCGAUGGCGAUGGUGGACUGUUCGUGCAGCUAGUCACGAGCUCCGGUGGCAAAGAGUAAGACCGAUCACUCGCCCCCACCAGCCAGCCGAGCCCCCAGCGAUACCGAAUACGGUGCACACCCGACUGGAGCGACCGUGCCGUGGUUGGAGAGCACCUCUGGGCACCGACGGCCGUUUCAGGCGAUUGGUGCUACGUGGGCGAUAGCGACUGCUUGAAAACUGGCCCGCGAAUCAAGUGUGCGGCGUGCAAGAUCACAUCGCAUCUCACCUGCCUGGGGCUGCUGCUCGAGCGGAGUUUGCUGUGUAAACCGACCUUUCGCCACGAAGGCGUACCGUUGGAUGCGACGGGCAUUGGCACGAAACUCUUUCACCACUGGGUGCACCGGCGCACCGGGAAGGGCAAGUGCGGCCAGUGUGGUAAGUCCCUGCAAGCGAAGCUGUCAUUCAGCAGCACCAAGGAGAUCGUGGCGUUGUCGUGCACCUGGUGUAAGUCGUCGUACCACAAUAAAGAGGCCUGCUUCCACGCGAGUCACAUCGUCGAGGAGUGUUCGCUCGGGGAGCACGGCAAGAUCAUCGUGCCACCGUAUUGGAUCGUGAAACACGCGUCCCCGGGCAGCGGCAAGGACAGUAAGCGGGCGCCCAAGGUGCCACGAGCGACCGCUGCGGCAGCGAAGGGCCCGAAGGUGCCAGGCACUCGGAAAGCUGCAGCGCCACCGCACGAAUCCCGGACGUCUUUUGUGGUGCAGCCCCUGCCGAUGGUGAAACUGACGCCGGUGCUAGUGUUCAUCAAUCCCAAGUCGGGCGGUAACCAGGGUUCGAAGUUGAUCCAAAAGUUCCAAUGGUUGCUCAACCCGCGACAGGUGUUUGACCUCAGCCAGGGUGGCCCGAGAAUGGGGUUGGAAUUGUUCCGGCGGGUGCCACUACUGCGAGUGCUGGCCUGCGGUGGUGACGGUACCGUCGGCUGGGUGCUCUCGGUGCUCGAUCAACUCAACUUUGUGCCACCGGCGGCCGUCGGUGUGCUGCCACUCGGCACCGGCAACGAUCUGGCCCGGGCCCUCGGGUGGGGCGGAGGCUACACGGACGAGCCGAUCGGCAAGGUGCUCACCAACGUGGAAACCUCCGAACCGGUGUUACUCGAUCGCUGGAUGCUGCGCGUCAUUCCGAACACAACCCGAUCCGAGACCGGCCCUAGCACCGGCACGGGCGACACAGGCAAAGACAACCUACCGCUCAACGUGGUGAACAACUACUUUUCGCUCGGCGUCGACGCGCACAUCGCCCUCGAGUUCCACGAGGCUCGGGAGGCCCACCCGGAGAAAUUCAACUCGCGGCUGCGCAACAAGAUGUUCUACGGUCAGGCCGGCGGCAAGGAUCUGCUCAAGCGCAAGUGGAAGGGGCUGGCCGAGUUUGUGACUCUGGACUGUGACGGCAAGGAUCUGACGCCGAAGCUGAAGGAGCACAAGGUGCACGCGAUAGUGUUCCUCAACAUUCCUAGCUACGGCGGUGGCACCCAUCCGUGGAACAAAUCGGGCGGCCAGUACGAGCCGGCCAUCGACGACGGGAUGAUCGAGGUAGUGGGCCUCACCACCUACCAGCUGCCACUGCUGCAGGCUGGCGGUCACGGGACCUGCAUUGCGCAGUGCCGCACGGCGAAGAUAGUCACGUCGAAGAGCAUCCCGAUGCAGGUGGAUGGCGAGGCGUGCAAGUUGAAGCCAUCAAUCAUCGAACUUACCCUCCUGAACAAGGCUGUGAUGUUAGCGAAAAAGAAAUCGGGCAAAGCGAACGUGUCACAAGACAAGAUUGAAUCCCUGAGCGUUAACCUUAUGAAGAUAAUGAUGCGCGACUACGAGCAGCAUCACUACGACAAGGAGCGACUACGACAAUCAGCGGUGUGCCUGGGUUGCCUUGAAACGCGCAUCGUGGAUCUGGAGCAACUCCGUGCACUCAUCAACAAGUACUACGGCGAAACUUCGGACCGUCCCAAGCUGUCGCCGGACUGGUGCUUUAUCGAUGCGUGCACUGCACAACGUUUCUAUCGCAUCGACCGUGCUCAGGAAAAUCUGCACUUCAUCACCGACAUAGUGACCGACUGUCUGUUUUUACUGGACCAGGAGCAGCCGCCGGCUCGUGCGGACACCGAGUGCCGACCUUCUGCCCCAUCACCGUCCCUUAGCCUGCCACCCCCGGACAGUGCAGUCGGGGGAGACUGUAGUGCUGUAGCAACUUCAUACCCCAAGCUGCCGACCCUGAACCGCUCCCUGUCCGGACCACCUGGCUCGGAAACGUUCAGCUUUCCGGCGGUUCGUCCACUGGCCCGUAAAAAUUCUCAGGAAGCACUCCUGGCCACUGUACGAGGCACACCGGAGGUGGAUAAGCAUGAAAUGGCGACCAAGAAGAACGUACAGCUAAACCCGAGGUCCGAGGCUCACCACGUCGCCUAA
Anopheles bellator is the source of this 4083-nucleotide messenger RNA. RefSeq names its product eye-specific diacylglycerol kinase-like. The record is from RefSeq and is a predicted model, not a curated record. The transcript has 13 exons. Gene Ontology annotation, molecular function: ATP-dependent diacylglycerol kinase activity. Gene Ontology annotation, biological process: lipid phosphorylation; intracellular signal transduction; diacylglycerol metabolic process. Lineage: Eukaryota; Metazoa; Arthropoda; Insecta; Diptera; Culicidae.